Humulus lupulus (European hop) is the source of this 1782-nucleotide messenger RNA. RefSeq lists its product as uncharacterized. Lineage: Eukaryota; Viridiplantae; Streptophyta; Magnoliopsida; Rosales; Cannabaceae. The transcript is spliced from 2 exons. The record is from RefSeq and is a predicted model, not a curated record. Bases 934 to 1299 code for a protein of 121 amino acids.
AUGCACUGGCCAGGAUGUCUGACGCUGAAAAAAGCGUUAAGUCUCUGGUCACUGAUGAAAACUUGAGGUUGUCUGGCCUUCUGACCCCUCAUCAGGAAAUGAGGGAACCCACGGUGGUUGACGCCACUGCCGAGGGGCAUCCCGAGCAGCGACCCCCAGUGUCCCCUCCUCGAAGGAGACCGACUAGGGUUACGAUCAGGGAACCGACUGGCGCCCCCUCAGCAGAUAGGCAUUCUGCCUCCCAAGGGAAGGGGAAACAAAAGGCAGCAGAGACUGUCGUAGACUUGGAUGAGUCUUCAGACGAAAACGGUACUGUUAUUUCGCUUUUAAAUAGCUUGCCAAUUCCCUGUCACUUAUUUGACGGGGACGGCAAUUUUAUGUAUACUCCAAAUCUAGGGUCAGACUUCUUCGUGCCAGAGAGUGAGUGUAUGACUAGUAGAGUCAGUAGUGUAGCGACAAGUAGUAGUAGCUCGGGUAUUGGACUUUGUGAAUUUCUUUACUUCUUUUCUGAUGUGCCAUAAUUUUUGAUCUAUUUUUGUCUUACUAUCUGCAUGUUUAUCUUUUUCUGCAGAAAUGGCCUCCCCCAACGUUUUCGACUUGUAUAAGACUCAGGAGGAGGAGGAGCAGGUUCCCCUGGUCCGACAGAGGAAAUCGGCCAGGAGACAAGAUGGCGAGUCUAGCCAAGCACCCUCGGCCAAGAAGAGUCGAGCAGCUGAUCCUCCAAAGGAUGGGCCUUCUGGCCAACCUUCUGCUCAACUAUCCGCUCCUCCUGAGAAGGAGACCCCGCCUGCUGCCACAAACCCUUCGCCUGCGGCUCCAAAAGAACAGGCCCAGCAAGUCGAACUUCCUGGGGCCAAACUCUCGAGCCGCUCCCUGCGAUCAGCUUAGGAUCACCUCGCUCAUAUCCUGAAGCAUGACCGUUGCAGGGAGGCAAUGGCUGAGGCUGAAAACAUGGGGGUCGAUCAGAUCCUCAACAGGGCUUUUAAUGAAGUGGCCAGUGCCAUGUUGACAAUGACCGCUGCUCGUACCCGCGCGGGUGCGAGUAUCGAGCAGUCUAGGGCAAAGGUGGUUGAGGAGCUUCAGGCCGCGGAGGCUAGGCAUGCUGGGGAGCUGGAGGUGGUCACCCAGCAGAAGGAUGCCUUGGUGGCAGAGCUGGCAGAAAAGCAAGCUUCCCUGGAAACUACCAGAACGCAGAGGGAUGACUACCAGGAAUCUAGCCGAAUCCAAUGGCGUGAAGUAAAAAAACUUAGGGAGGAGCAUCUUGCUAAGGACACGACCAUUGCUGUUCUUCAGAGCUAGGUGGGGCAGCUUAAGCUUACCAAUGCCAAGGACCUGGAGAGGUAUAAGAACGUGACACUUCGGUGUUUCUACGAUUUUUGGAAACACAGCCAAAGUGCCGAUUUCAGUUACCUUCCAGAGGAUGCUAGGAAGGCCGAGCUAGCCCGCUGCGCUCUCAGUUGGCUGCCGAAGAGAGAGCUAGGGUCCCUGCUUCCCCAAACAUUCUGCCGGCCACCGGAGUGGAGGGAGGAGAAGCUGCAGGAGACGUGGUCGAUCAGAAUGCUUCACAGGAUCCUCCUGCUCCUCAAGCUCCAUAAAGUUUUUUCUUUUGUUUUUCCUUAAUUACAAGACCUACGGGUCGUGAUGUAAAGACUGAUUUCUUUUUAAUUUUGCUGCAUGGGCAACAUAUUUUCCUUUUACUUUUGAACAAUUACAUCCAAGCAGUACUGCUUGCGGUGUAAAAGAAUUCCCUUUGAUAUUAUAAUAUUUCUGCUUAUUAUAACA